AUGAUUUUGUCUAGGACAGUUUUCAGGCCGAAGGCCAUAUUCCCGCAAUGGCUGGGAACUAGAUGUCGCCAGACGCUCUAUAACACGCAGGCUAGGUGCCUAAGCGAUCGCAGCGAAGCGGCUUACAGCAGAAGAAUAUACUGUAAUGCAGGGAAUCUUGAAUUCGGGCCACCGACGUUCACCUUCUUCACGGACAAUGCGUGUCUAACUAUGAAACUGCGCAACGACGAAAAUUUGGGCUACAAAGUUAUGCUGCUGACUGGGAUGACGCGCGAGGGCGGUGAAAGCAAGGUGUUUGACAAAAGGUCACGAGUAUCUUCCGUUUUGCCAAUGGAGGAGGUAUCCAAGCUCCUCGAGGCUCUAUCGCACGUGUCCGACGCACCCAUCACGUUGCACGGUGUAGACGGCGGGAACCUUGUAGUGACUCGCUCCAGUGAUUCCGUGUCACUGAAGCUCUGCCCAAGCCUCAUACCAGGACUCAAUACGACGCCUGUUUCUGCGUCCGCAGGGGGAUCGAGCAAGGUACAUAUAAACUUCAUGGGUGGAAGUAACGAGAAUGCGUUGCUGCUGCACGCCCUGAAGGAGCUUAUGCAAUACUGA
Messenger RNA from Babesia bigemina, 600 nucleotides. RefSeq lists its product as hypothetical. Lineage: Eukaryota; Apicomplexa; Aconoidasida; Piroplasmida; Babesiidae. Bases 1 to 600 code for a protein of 199 amino acids. The record is from RefSeq and is a predicted model, not a curated record. The transcript has a single exon.